AGCCAUUCCCUUUUCGAACCUCAGACUCGAGAAAGUCUUCACAGACUGCUCCUCUUCCUCUUUAGUUACAAACCCACUUCAUUCUUUCUCUCUCUCUCUCUCUCUCUCUCUCUCUCUAGGAUUUGGAGCAGCCAUCGUAGAAGUGAUUGAAAUCGAUCUAAAUCAACCAUUGUUGAUCUUUGUAGUAGAGAAAAGGUUUUAGAGAUGGAACCUGAAGAUAGUUUGUGUAGUUCUGAAGUUUGGACAAAAUCUUCUUCUUUUCCUAAUGGUAAUGUUCAGCAACCUCCACAAAAAUGGCCAGAUACUUCCAUUUUAGACUAUGCUAUGGAUCAACCUUUUCAAGAAUUUCAAGAACAGACCGAAUCGAAGGCCUCCCUAACCUGUAACCCGAAUCAACAAAUUGAAAUCCUAGAUAAAGAUAGUAAUCAGAUGAAUGCAGCACUUCUAGCCAGUAAAAUUCAAGAUUGGGACCCAAGGGCCAUGCUAAAUAAUCUUUCUUUCCUUGAGCAGAAGAUUCAUCAGCUUCAGGAACUCGUGCAUUUGAUCGUUGGUCGAAGAGGCCAGGUCUUUGGGAGGCCAGAUGAACUCGUAGUUCAGCAACAACAGCUGAUAACUGCAGAUCUAACUUCAAUUAUUGUUCAGUUAAUCUCCACUGCGGGUAGUCUGCUUCCAUCUGUAAAGCAUAACUUGUCUGCUGCUGUUCCUCCAGUCGGGCAGCUGGAGCCGUUUGACAAGGUUAUUUUCGCAUCUGGACCCGGGACCAAUGGUGGUGUUCAGUCACAACAUGGUGAUGGAACUAAACUCCCCGAGCUUCCAACCCAAGUGGACGGAAGUAGCAAGUGUGGGAAGGAACAGAACAUGACUGUUGAAGAACACGAAUCAAAGGACGAAGAAGAUGCAGAUGAACACGAGAACCUACCACCCGGUUCAUAUGAAAUAUUGCAGCUAGAAAAAGAAGAGAUUCUAGCUCCUCACACCCACUUCUGUGCAAUAUGUGGAAAAGGGUUCAAGAGAGAUGCAAAUUUACGGAUGCACAUGAGGGGCCAUGGUGAUGAGUAUAAAACCGCAGCUGCUCUUGCAAAGCCGAACAAAGAAUUGGGUUCCGAGACCAUGCUAAUUAAGAGGUAUUCCUGCCCCUUUACCGGCUGCAAGCGGAACAAGGAUCACAAGAAGUUUCAACCUUUGAAAACUAUUCUGUGUGUUAAAAACCAUUACAAGAGAACUCACUGUGAUAAAAGCUUCACUUGCAGCAAAUGCAACUCUAAGAAAUUCUCAGUAAUUGCUGAUCUCAAAACACAUGAGAAGCAUUGUGGGAAAGAUAAGUGGCUUUGUUCUUGUGGGACUACUUUCUCAAGGAAAGACAAGCUCUUUGGACACAUUGCUCUCUUCCAAGGCCACACUCCUGCAAUUCCUCUCGACGAGUCGAAGGGAGCCACCGUGUCCUGUGAUCGAGGAGAACGCUAUGAAACAACGAAUAAGCUUGGGAGUAUAAAUUUCAGUUUUGGGUCGAUUGCUUCUGGAGGAAGCUCAGUUGAAACCAUAGCAGAUGCAAAAGGUGGUGUUGAUGAUCCUCUUAGUUAUUUCUCACCUUUGAACUUCGAUUCGUGUAAUUUUGGUGGCUUUCAUGAGUUUCCUCGACCGCCAUUCGAGAACACAGACAAUGCAUUUUCGUUCCUUAUCCCUGGAUCUGGCAAUUACACCCAAAAAUCUGGUGCAGAAUCAAGCUCUAAUAACCUUGAAUGAAUGAUGUUCCUUUUCUCAGUCCUCUUGGUUUUCUGUAAAAUUGAAAUAUGAUGUACUUUUGUAAGUUCUUCAGUUCCUAAAUGAAUUAUUUUUAUUAACUAUCUGCGGCUGCAUUAUUUUCAACUUGCCAUAAUAAGAAAAUCUUGUAAAAAAUGUUCAUUCUCAUUCUAAUUGUUAUUGCUACUUCUUCUUCUU
Cucumis sativus (cucumber) is the source of this 1938-nucleotide messenger RNA. Its product is annotated as protein SENSITIVE TO PROTON RHIZOTOXICITY 1. The record is from RefSeq and is a predicted model, not a curated record. The coding region runs from base 205 to 1743 and encodes 512 amino acids. The transcript is spliced from 2 exons. Gene Ontology annotation, biological process: response to aluminum ion; response to acidic pH. Lineage: Eukaryota; Viridiplantae; Streptophyta; Magnoliopsida; Cucurbitales; Cucurbitaceae.